Molecule: messenger RNA, 303 nt
Organism: Ostertagia ostertagi
Lineage: Eukaryota; Metazoa; Nematoda; Chromadorea; Rhabditida; Trichostrongylidae
Source: the annotation of a GenBank genome assembly
UUCUAUAGCACACUGCGUUUUGACACACUGAGUGUCAAAACCAAGAAGCAACAUGUGCACCAUAGGAGAUUGGGAGCGAACCCCACAGAGCGAUCAGCAGACAAAGAACACAGAAAAAUUCCAUCGCUGAAAUACGUGGCAACCAAAAUGGCCCAACCUCUUUUGAUGCACAUACGACGAAGUCAAGGUACUAGGAAUCAAAAGGAGCACAAGGAACGACCAAACAAAGCUCAAAUGCGGAUACCCGAAGAAAGAAAGCGAUCAACCUCAGAACAAGUUGCAGCCGUUUAUGAUCCUCGAGGA